AUGCCUUUACAAUUAGCCAAAUCGCUUAAGUUACACAACGACAAAGUGUGGUCCAUUGAUUUUGAGCCUGUAAGAGGACUCUUGGCCACUGGAUCCACCGAUAGAGCUAUAAAAGUUUUACAAUUGAAGAAUGGCAAGGAGAACUUACUGGAUGUGCUGGAUGACACUGUUCAUAAGAAAGCAGUAAGAUCAGUUGCAUGGCGUCCACAUUCUGAUCUGUUGGCUGCUGGCUCCUUCGACUCUACUAUAUCUAUAUGGACGCAGAGUGACCUCGACCUUGAAGAGGGUGCCAAGUUAGAGAUGGAGCUGUUGGCCAUCAUCGAGGGCCACGAAAAUGAAGUCAAGGGGAUCUCUUGGUCCCAAGAUGGUUGUCUGUUGGCUACAUGUUCUAGAGACAAGAGUGUAUGGAUAUGGGAGACCGAUGAAGCAGGCGAGGAGUACGAAUGUAUCAGUGUUUUGCAAGAGCACUCUCAGGAUGUUAAACACGUAGUAUGGCACACAAAACAUAACUUACUAGCAUCUAGUUCAUAUGAUGAUACAGUGAGAAUUUGGAAGGAUUACGACGACGAUUGGGAAUGUGCAGCGGUGCUUACCGGUCAUGAAGGUACUAUAUGGUGUUCUGACUUCUCAAAGGAGGAAGACCCCAUCAGAUUAUGUAGUGGUAGCGACGACUCAACUGUGCGUGUAUGGAAAUAUAUUGGUGACGAUGAAGAUGACCAACAGGAAUGGGUUUGCGAGUCGACUUUGCCGAAUGCACACAGAUCACAGAUAUACGGUGUCGCCUGGUCACCAUCCGGACGUAUUGCCUCUGUUGGUGCAGAUGGUGUCCUUGCCGUAUACAAAGAAAAGCAGAAUGACUCUGAAGUAAGCGAAUGGGAAAUAUCUGCCACGUACAAAGCUGCACAUACUGUUUAUGAGAUAAAUACAGUUAAAUGGGUAAAUAUAGACGGCAAAGAAAUGCUAAUAACCGCAGGUGAUGACGGGAGAGUGAACCUGUGGAAUUACCAAGACUAA
Molecule: messenger RNA, 1014 nt
Organism: Nakaseomyces glabratus
Lineage: Eukaryota; Fungi; Ascomycota; Saccharomycetes; Saccharomycetales; Saccharomycetaceae
Gene: CIA1
Product: iron-sulfur cluster assembly protein CIA1
Biological process (GO): iron-sulfur cluster assembly
Cellular component (GO): cytosolic [4Fe-4S] assembly targeting complex
Molecular function (GO): protein binding
Source: RefSeq, a predicted model, not a curated record